AUGGUGUCCAGCCUGCUCUUCUUGCUUUCGGCGGUGUCCGCGCAAGAUUUCGCCCCGUUGGCCCCGCUUCCUGGCAAGGGCGAUCUUCCGAGCGCAAGCCUCAGCUCGAGCGUCAAUGAUUUUGAGGCAGCAGCGCGGCAGGACGUGGAUGCGCAUGAGGGCCGGCAUCUGGUAUUGUUGGGUGCAGUGCUCGCUGCAACCUGCAUCUUUUCUGGCGUGAUCCUCGGGUUCCUGCUGCUCGCGUCCGUGGCCGGGCUGGCGAUGCCAUUGAUGGGAGCGCUCCCAUCGACAUCUGCUGCCCUCUUCGCGAUGCAGGUCCUGGCAGCUGUCGGGUUUGCAGAAGCACCGCCUGCUCUUAAGGACCUUGGUGUCCCACUUGGUUGGAUGGCUCCGCGGCCUGACUCCGUGUUGGUCGGCUGCAUUCUUGUGCUCGCUUUCGUGUGGCUGGCGAGGCGGACUGCUGUACGGCUUCACCGGAAGAAUCUCGGACCGCGAGGUGUAGCACAGUUGCCCCAUGGCUUGUCACCGGGCUCCUGGGAGCUUCGUGCCUUGGGGCUCGUAGCUUUCCCUCUGGCGGCUGCGAGCACACAAUUGGUGGCAAGCCUGGAUCAAGCAGACUCAGCCGUGGCGGGCCUGGUAGUGUCCUCGGUCAUCCUUUGCUUCCUGGCGAACCAAGCGGCCCUUGCUUUCUGCUUCGUGCGACGGGUGCUGGAUGAGGGUACGGUCAAGCGCACGCUGCUGCCAGAGCUGGGUCGAGGUUCGGGCGGCCAUGAAGUCUUCAUCGACAAGCUCUGCGACGAGCUCCGGGCCCUGCCCCUUAGCGCCUCGCCACCAGGCCAGGCCAUGUCCGAUUGGUUAGGGACAUCUGGCUGGUGUGUGGCACCACCGGUGGCUUUGAUCGAAGAGACGGAGUGGUCGGACGAGGCGCACGACACCUUUCGCGAGAGGAUGGCGCAUGCCAGCCCUGUAUCGGAAGAUGGCACAUGGCAAAAAGUUCCGGACUCCCUGGAUGACGAACUCCAAGACCAGCCCUUGUUGGAGGCGAAAUCUCAGGCGGCCGUGAGCGAUGUGCCGACAAGUCUCCCCGAACCUCAGGUUCUCUUCCGCGGUGGAGCGAGUGUGGUCAAAGAAUUCCACCCGCUCACCGUGAAAUCCACAGUCUGCUUCGAUGGGCCGGCGAGGGAGGCAUGUGCAGGAGUGGCCUGCCUCCCGUGGCUUGACUGUGCCGUGCCCUCCAGCGCGCUGCAAAGGGUGGAAGAUGUGUCGGGCUCCGUCACUCUGCGGGUGCAUCCUUCGCAGCUCGCCGGGAAGUUGUCCUCUGGGCAUUACGCUGCUUGCUUUGACUGGGGAACCAAGUCGCCUUGGCGCUGGCCCCUGGACCUGGCAGCGCAGGUUCUGCUGGGCUUGUGGGUUGGACUGCAGCGGUCCGGCCGCCAGGUCCUGCCAGCUGCAGGCCAGAUCGUCGUGGAUGCGAUUACGCUCGCAGUCCUUGCUGGUCUGGUCCUCUGCUUCUUCAAGGUUUCAGCGUGGGAGCACUGGAUCGACAACCUUGCGCUGCGCUCUGCCUACUUGAUGGUGCUGGAGGUGGUGUCCCUGAAAGUCAUGUGGGACCCGCUUGGAAGGCACGCGCUUGAGGUCCCGGCGGCGGUGCUCGCCGCCGGGUUGGUACUGGUGCCCGUCUCCAUUUCGCUGCUCUCCGGUGUUUGUCUGGUGGGCGUUGCUUUAGGGCGGCUGGAGACGCAGGGCUUGUGGCAGGAUCGGAUGCUGCAGAUGUCUGUGGCAGGCUGGGCCGACGCCACCAGAGAGAGCGAGGAGCGCAACUUUUCCGGCUUCUGCGACGUGCAGCGCUUCCCCCGAGGCAGUUCACGGGACGUGGAGGUCGUGCUGCCGGGCUCGAGAAAGGCUUUCGCAAUCUUGCUGCCGGGGCGGUCGCGCCUCAGGAUCCAGCACCUCCAGCUUCUGCCACCCGCAAUGCGCGGCGCUGAAGUUCGGGUGCUGCACGGCGCAGAUGGUUCAGAUCGCCCGCGCCUGCCACUACCCCCUUGGUUCCUCUUCGCACCGGAGGGCAAAGGGGCCUUCAGUCUAGAAGCUGAGGCCUCUCCGGCGCCGCCCGGCGUGGUCCCCCUGGCUGCGCUCCUGUCGCCAGGCCAUCCUGGGAUGCUCAUCUACGCCGAGGCUUCUCACAACAGAGAAGAUGCAGACUGGCGGCAGGCCGUGCUGGGCUUCUUCCGCGACGAGGGAGGUGCUCUGGCUGAGGAGGCGCUGCGCCACAUCGCUGCGGCACAGGAGCACUCCGAUUUGCAUCCGUGCUUGGUGGUGGUGGAGGUCCUGCCAUCCUUGGCUUCCGAAUUCAUGGACGACAGAUGCCAAGUGCCGGACGAUGUUUGA
This is a messenger RNA of Symbiodinium natans, 2388 nucleotides long. The record is from the annotation of a GenBank genome assembly. Lineage: Eukaryota; Dinophyceae; Suessiales; Symbiodiniaceae.